GAAGGCGUCUACCUCUUCCUCCGUCACGCACUUCCCACCUUCAUCGUUUUUGCUAUUUUCGUCCACGCCUUCCUCUUUUCCCCUCUCUCACGCACAGUAUUCCCGACCUUAAGGCGGCUGCCUCUUCUUCUUGCUCUUUUUUCUUACUUUCCACGGCAUCUUGCCCUCCAGAGACCCCGCCCCUCUCCCUGUCGAAUUACGUUGAUCGAUUGCCGGUGUAAAGGCUCUUUGAUUCGGGGUGUGUAUUUGUGCAUCGGAAUUCAGAUCGCUGCUCGGGAGAUCACCACAGACGCCUCUGCACACGUACACGCACACACGUCGCCGUAAACAGCAAACGCUGUCUGCGUUUUAAUAUACACAUAAGAAACCAAAGGAAUAAAAGAAACGAUGCGUGCGAGCAGGCUGUGUUUGGCCGGCCUCCGCCGUCUGCCCUUGUCAGUAGCAGCCGUCGCCACCGCCGGCACGCUGUCGUCGGCAGCUGCGACGGCUCUGCCACUGUGGAGUCAGGCCCGCUUUGCUAGCAGCAGCAAGAACCCUUACACGGUGCUCGGCAUCAAACAGGGUGCUGACAAGCAGGCGAUCAAGAAGGCCUACCGCGUUCUCGCCCGCAAGCACCACCCUGACGCACCGGGCGGCAGUGAUGAGAAGUUUCGUGAGAUUCAAGAGGCCUACGAGCAAAUCAAGAGCGGGGUGUGGAUCCGCAAGGAGCAGGAGAGCAGCGCCGGCAGCGGCGACGGCGGCAGCGGCAACGCGAACCGCUACAGCGGCUUCCGCUACACCACCCGGACCCAUCACAAGAGCAAGGUCAGCUACGAUCAGUUCUACGAGGAGCUGCACACAGGGAAGGUGAAGCGGGAUCCGUUUGCAGACGAUGACGAAGCCGAGGAGCCGGCCGCGAAGGACGCGCGCCGAAACCCGUUCGCCCUGAACGAGAUCGCAUUUCAGGCGUGGCUGCGGUUUAUCAUUGCGUGGUGCCUCCUCUUCUCUAGUCUCCGUCUCGGGCUGUUCAUGAUCUUCCCGCCCAGGUGGGAGAAGCCGCAGCGCAAGCCGCCGCCGCGGGAGUUGCGCGGGCAGAGGCGGCCGGCCCCGAAGCCGAUUCGCGCCUCCGAGGACGCUAUUGUGGCGUGA
Molecule: messenger RNA, 1128 nt
Organism: Leptomonas pyrrhocoris
Lineage: Eukaryota; Euglenozoa; Kinetoplastea; Trypanosomatida; Trypanosomatidae
Product: putative mitochondrial chaperone protein DNAj
Exons: 1
Coding region: 388-1128 (246 amino acids)
Cellular component (GO): endoplasmic reticulum
Molecular function (GO): protein-folding chaperone binding; misfolded protein binding
Source: RefSeq, a predicted model, not a curated record